AACCAGUCAGGUUUUAGAUUUCCCAAGGAGCUACCCUCGCCCACGAGAUCCACCCCGCCUCGUCAUGUGCUGAAGCCCUCGGCAUCGAUACCGAAUCUGGCGCAGUUGCGGAAGGAAUACAGCAGGGAUAUUCAUUCUCUCCAAAAUAACCGAGGCGAAAGUAGGAGGAGUGGCGUCCGAGACAGCUAUCUCUCCAUGUUGCGCCGGGACCCGCACGUCCGCCCGAUCGCCUACGCCGAUGAGUUCCGCUCGAGCUAUCGCUCCGGUUUCACCAAUGCUUCAUCCGGGUUCGUCGACGCGAGCGGAACCGAGCGCAGCAGCAUCAUUACAGAAAGGAGCGGUUUCGACAGCGAUCAAACCGAUGCCGAGGACGGUGGAAUGACUGUCGAGGACGCUAUUGACAUGUACGAGCAUGGCUUUCAGGACGAUUCGGCGGUGGAAGAAAUACCAGAUGGAUCCGACGAAGGUUAUUCCUCGCAGGUGCCCAUGAAUGGAGGAGGAUUGGAAGAGCCGCAGACUCCACCAAGAGCCAGGAGGCACUCGACCAUGACCAUGAUGCGCGACUCGGCGCUAGGCCCCGAGCUGCCCGAGAACGAUCACGACAUUCCUUACGUCACACCAGCUCGCCAAUCGCGGGUUAUCACCCAGACCGUCACUCUUAAGGAGCCUGCUGCUCCUCUUGUCAACCAACCCCCUCACUCGGCGUCCCAGGUGAGGUCGUUCACCGAGAUUCUCGCACCCCGGGCAUCCGCCCAGGUCCCGAAAGACCGGAAAGAAGCCAUUGUCGGCGUUUCCUCGAUACCCCGCGACCAAUACGGCUUCAAAAAGACUUCGCAACACAUUACCGUUCAGCAAUACGACGCCUGGAAUGGCCCCUACACGGAACACGUCGAACGGCGACGCAAGAAGUGGGUCCAUCUUAUGAGACAGCAUGGCUUGCCCACCGAGAACCCGGUCAAAUUCCCCCCCAGGACGGAAAAGGUGAAGAGAUUCAUCCGCAAGGGCAUUCCCCCGGAAUGGAGGGGCGCCGCGUGGUUCUGGUAUGCUGGCGGGCCUGACUGGAUGGCCAAGAAGCCUGGUCUGUACUGGGAGUUGAUCGAACAGGUUGGCGACGGCAAACUUAGUGAGCAGGAUCGCGAGCAUAUCGAGCGGGACCUUAACCGGACGUUCCCGGACAACGUCAAAUUCCGGCCGGAAUCGCGGGCUUCGAUGAACGCGGCACACAUGCUGGACACGCGGGCGACCGAGUUGACGCCGGAGUGCGAGACUCCCAUUCUGCGCGCGCUGCGCCGCGUUCUGCAGGCUUUUGCCGUGCACAACCCGGGCAUCGGCUACUGCCAGUCGCUCAACUUCCUUGCCGGCCUGCUCCUCAUCUUCCUGGACGAAGACGAAGAGAAGGCCUUUAUUCUGCUCGACAUCAUCACCACGCUCCACCUACCCGGCACGCACAGCCGUGUUCUCGAAGCCAACAUCGACAUUGGCGUCCUCAUGUCGUGCAUCCGCGAAUCGAUGCCCGCCAUCUGGAACAAGAUUGACGACACCUCGGACAUGGAGGCGGGUGGCAGCAGGGUCGCGACGGCGGCUGCACGGCUGCCGACGGUCUCGCUGGCAAUGACGUCGUGGUUCAUGUCGCUGUUCGUGGGCAGCUUCCCCAUCGAGACGGUGCUGCGGGUUUGGGACAGCUUCUUCUACGAAGGUAGCAAGACGCUGUUCCGGAUCGCCCUGACGAUUAUGAAGAUCGGCGAGGCGGAGAUCCGCGCCAUCAGCGAUCCGAUGGAAGUGUUCCAGAUCAUCCAGACGCUACCGCGGCGGCUGAUCGACGCCAACGCGCUCAUGGAAUUGUGCUUCCGCCGGCGCAAUGGCUUCGGCCAUGUCAGUCAGGACACGGUUGACUCGCGCCGCAUCGAGCGCCGCAAGGCUCACCGCGAAGAC
Molecule: messenger RNA, 1932 nt
Organism: Aplosporella prunicola CBS 121167
Lineage: Eukaryota; Fungi; Ascomycota; Dothideomycetes; Botryosphaeriales; Aplosporellaceae
Exons: 3
Source: RefSeq, a predicted model, not a curated record